AUGUACAAUGGCGUGGACGACGUGGAUGUGGGCGGCGGCGGUGACCUCGCUGACUGUCGUGAGGAAUCUGGCCCGCCGUCUUUCGUCAUGGAGGACGACAUGGUCGGCUCGCCACUAGUAGCCACGGUAGGCGCAGCCUUGGUGGCAGGAACGCUGCGCCAAGCGCCCUGUCGUGGCCACGGCGCGGCCAUCGCGUACAAAGCCAAGUGA
Malassezia pachydermatis is the source of this 210-nucleotide messenger RNA. RefSeq lists its product as hypothetical. The transcript has a single exon. The record is from RefSeq and is a predicted model, not a curated record. NCBI's taxonomy places the organism in Eukaryota, Fungi, Basidiomycota, Malasseziomycetes, Malasseziales, Malasseziaceae. Bases 1 to 210 code for a protein of 69 amino acids.